Ooceraea biroi (clonal raider ant) is the source of this 829-nucleotide messenger RNA. RefSeq lists its product as uncharacterized. Lineage: Eukaryota; Metazoa; Arthropoda; Insecta; Hymenoptera; Formicidae. The record is from RefSeq and is a predicted model, not a curated record.
CGUCACGUUACGCCAGCUCUGGAGCUCUUGAAUUUUAGAGUUUUACUACCUCAACACUUAUCUUAAUGUUAACCAUUGCAUAUUGCAAUCCCUACUCUUCUUCUUUUCUACGGGCUACACGCGAAAGAUUUUUUCCCGUUCAGUCAGUCAGUUUUCAGUCUUCGAUUGUGCAUCUCAAUAGUUCUCUGAAAAGUUCUCGUGCAAAGUGACAGAAUGGAGUAUAAAGGAUUCAUCAAUAUUAGCGAAAUGAAGUGGACGUGCUGGGAGCGACAGGGGAGGAGGGUGGAGAACGAGUGUAUCGACGAAUUGUGGAUGCGCCCGGACAUUGAGGACGAUGAUAUUUUCCAUUUGAGGAAUUUAUACGGAGAAGAUGAGUGGGCUCCCGAAAAUUGGGACGAAUGGGAAGAUAUCGAACCUACAGUUGCGAGCAAGAGGAAGGCGAGUGAGGAGGAGAAAGAGAUGUCGGAGAGCCUCAACAAAAGGAUGCGGAUCGAGGAGGGCAGUGAUAUUGGUGAGUUUUUUUUAAUUUUUUUACUUUUUAUUUUUUAAUUUUUAUUACGAAUAAGUGUACUAAUCGUCUUUUGCCAUUACAGAAAUUAUUUUUGAUAAAAAUCGCGCGCAGGAGGACAACGAUGAUGUCGGUACGUAUUUGUUUAUUUACUUUUUCGUUUAUAUACUUAAUUUUUUAUUUUAAACUAAUAAAUUUUUGUAAAUUGUUUCAGUAUUCCUCUGCAAACGAAUAAGGUUCGCGGAGGAAGUAGAGCGGGACGAGGACGAAGACGAGGAAAGCGAGGAGGAAGAGGAGACAGAAGAAGAGACGGAAGACGAG